AUGCCCUGCGCUUGGAUAACUUCUGAUCUUCAGCUACAACUAAUUUUGACUCUCUUCUUAGUUGCAGAAUGCUUCAGUGAGGGAAUGAAAGGUCCUAUAACAUCAAACAACUCAAUGCAGCAGAUGGACAAUGGCAAUCACAGUUCAGAUUCAAAAAUUACUUCAUCUAUGGACAGAAAGCAGAGCACUGUAACACUUCCUACAGAAGCUAACACUUCACUAUUGGUACUAGUGGGUACAAAGUCUGUGCUCUAUUGCCCUCCUGUGCUGCGGACAAAUGUGCUGGUAGCAACAUGGGAAAUAGUCCUCAGAGACAAGCCACCCUGCUUCAGAGCCUUUAGGCGUGAUACGAAUCAGACCACAACAGAAAACUGUACAGAUGAGAGAAUAAUUUGGGCCUCCAGACCUGAUGAGAAUCUUGCUCUUCUGAUUUAUCCAGUGGCCAUCACUCAUGAUGGGAAUUACACGUGUCAUAUAGUAACACUUGAUGGGAAUUUCCAACAUGGAUAUCACCUCCAAGUGUUAGUGCCCCCUGAGGUGACCCUGAUUCAAACUGAGAAUGGAACUGCAGUGUGCAAAGCAGCUGCAGGGAAACCAGCUGCACAGAUCUCCUGGACCCCAGAGGGUGAUUGUGUCACUGAGCAAGAGCCUUACUGGGGUGAUGGCACAGUGACUGUCCAGAGUACAUGCCGCUGGGGGGGCCACAAUGUGCCUGCUGUGUCCUGCUUUGUCUCCCACUUGACUGGCAACAAGAGUCUGUCCAUACAGCUGGAAAGAGAUACCAAUAUAUUAUCACUUUCAAGUAUUUUAUAUAUCAUUCUCCCUAUUUUUAUUAUCUUGGUCAUCGUGGGAUCCAUUUGGCUUUUGAAAAGCAGUGGCUACAGAAAAUGUAAAUUUAAAAAAACAGAACAUGCUCCAGUUGUUGAAGAGGAUGAAAUGGAACCCUAUGCCAGCUACACAGAGAAGAACAAUCCACUUUAUGAUAUUACAAACAGGGUGAAGACAUCUCAGGUAUUACAAAGUGAAGCUGAUGGGAUGAAUCUCCAUACUAUAUAUGUUCCUGGAGUGUAA
Molecule: messenger RNA, 1071 nt
Organism: Rangifer tarandus platyrhynchus (Svalbard reindeer)
Lineage: Eukaryota; Metazoa; Chordata; Mammalia; Artiodactyla; Cervidae
Source: the annotation of a GenBank genome assembly